Ixodes scapularis (black-legged tick) is the source of this 1000-nucleotide messenger RNA. RefSeq lists its product as uncharacterized. The record is from RefSeq and is a predicted model, not a curated record. The transcript has 5 exons. Lineage: Eukaryota; Metazoa; Arthropoda; Arachnida; Ixodida; Ixodidae. The coding region runs from base 295 to 618 and encodes 107 amino acids.
AUUUCGUAAUAAAAAAACGCUCCAAUUGCAUCAACCCAUUAUUUUUUCCCCGCUGUGUCAAUAUUUUUUUUUUUAUGUUUGCCGGCACAUUUCAUUAUGUCGCUUACUGCAAGCAGUACUUUUUUUUCAUAAUUACACCAAUUAAAAUAUUGGUAAUUAUCUUUUACGCUCCAACCUGGGUGACAAGAGCACAUCUGUCAAAGGUUUGUGAUUAGUAUAAAGGCUUCAGGUAUUGCUGUUCAUAUCCACUCGUGAACUGCCGCUUUCUCUGGCGAAGAUUCGACGGCCGCAAAAAUGAAACAUCUUGGAAUUUAUUUCCUGUCUAUCCUGGCGCUAGUCGCUUUUGCGACAGCAGCACCAAUGACCCAUAAUCAUGAAGGGGUCGAUGGAAGGGUCGACAAGGAAGCAGAGUUUGCAGGUCCCAUGAGCUUCAAGCAUGAUGCAGUGGAAGGCCGGGUCGAGACGGAGGAGGGGAGGGCGGAUAAUGCCGGCUUCAUUGAAAGUAUAGUCAGCUUUUUUAAGUCUCUGGCAUUGGCUCCCAUAACAGUGCCGCUAGAAAUCUUCAAUUUCAUCAUACAACGCAUUCCUGUCAUCGGGCGUUUUUUUAGACCUGGUUAAAAAAUCAUCAUGAGUACGUCAAGUAAACUUUUCAUCCAGGCUUUUUUUUUUCGAAUUAAGUUUUUGGAGCUCUCUUUUCAAGAUGUCAAAACAAAAGCUUGUCAUGUCAUUUCGAAGCACGUUUUUUCUUUUUACCAUAAAAUAGACCGAUAAAACAGAGCGACAACCUCGCUGGAACUCUGAGCGUGUAGAGCCCGAGGUGGCACUUGAAGUCUCGUGCACUACCGCCUGGCUCGAGAUGAACUGAAGUUAUGGCGGCUUCGUGAAUACGCCGAUCGCUCCCCAAAAUCAGUCCAAUCCGUCCUUGUUUUUUUUUUUUUCAUUUUUUGUAACAUCAACGAAAUAAAUACAAAGCCGGUGCAAAACGGCUCCUCUUUCUAAU